CUCCUCCUUGCCUGUCCUUACUCCUCCCCUCUCCGCCGCCACCUCUUCCUCCCCCUCGCUCUCUGCUCCCUCCUUGACCUCAUCUUCAUCGCUCUCCUCAAACUCAUCGUGCGCAGAUCCCGUCCGACCUACUCCCACCACGGCGACUACAACGCCGUCGUUCCCGUCGACCAUUUCUCCUUCCCCAGCGGCCACUCCUCCAGGGUCUUCUUCGUCGCCUCUAUCUUCUCGUUCUCCAAACUCCGCAUGGUUGAUGCUAUCGCCGAUCUUCACCAUCCACGCCUCUUCAUGAUUAUCGACCAUUGGUUCGGCGGCGAAGAGGUCUUCGCCAUUAACGCCGUUGUAACCGCGGUUUGGGCCUGGGCUUCAGCCACCGCCCUUUCUAGGAUCGCUCUCGGGAGGCACUAUGUUCUGGACGUCUUCUUCGGGGCUUGUUUCGGCGUGCUAGAAGCUUUGUUCACAUUGCGAUUCCUCGAGAUUCAAACGUGGAUUUGAGAUUCUGCUCUCUCUAUCUGGUUGCAGUGGUUUAUCUACAAUGUGCUAGAUAACUUGUCAAUGCCCAUUCUCUUUAGGAAAUUGCUAGUUGAAGAGACAAACUGAGAGAGAGGGAGGUACUUGGUGCUGAUCGGAAAGAAACAAGGCCGAUAUUUUUUGUUUCCUGACAAGUGAAAAUUGCUUUGCCAAAAUGGUUGUAACUAUAAUUGUUCGUAAGAAAAAUUAUUCUUUUUCUCUAGUA
Arachis duranensis is the source of this 736-nucleotide messenger RNA. Its product is annotated as probable lipid phosphate phosphatase beta. Gene Ontology annotation, molecular function: sphingosine-1-phosphate phosphatase activity. The record is from RefSeq and is a predicted model, not a curated record. NCBI's taxonomy places the organism in Eukaryota, Viridiplantae, Streptophyta, Magnoliopsida, Fabales, Fabaceae.